Messenger RNA from Xyrauchen texanus (razorback sucker), 714 nucleotides. Its product is annotated as transcription factor HES-5-like. Gene Ontology annotation, molecular function: DNA-binding transcription factor activity, RNA polymerase II-specific; protein dimerization activity; RNA polymerase II cis-regulatory region sequence-specific DNA binding. The transcript has 2 exons. The record is from RefSeq and is a predicted model, not a curated record. Gene Ontology annotation, cellular component: nucleus. Gene Ontology annotation, biological process: regulation of neurogenesis; regulation of transcription by RNA polymerase II; anterior/posterior pattern specification. Bases 30 to 500 code for a protein of 156 amino acids. NCBI's taxonomy places the organism in Eukaryota, Metazoa, Chordata, Actinopteri, Cypriniformes, Catostomidae.
CUCAGAGAAACCUCACUCCAUCUGAAAGAAUGGCUCCGACCUACACUACUGACUACUCCAAACUUUCCAACAAGGAAAAGCAUAAAUUAAGAAAGCCUGUUGUGGAGAAGAUGCGCAGAGAUCGCAUCAACAACUGCAUCGAGCAGCUCAAAACAAUGCUGGAGAAGGAAUUCCAGCAGCAAGACCCCAACACCAAGCUGGAGAAAGCCGACAUUCUGGAGAUGACUGUGGACUUCCUGAAACAGCAGCUGCAGCCCAAGACCUCAGCAGCUCCACAGAAAGCCCACUUUGACGGCUACUCCCAGUGUUGGAGGGAGACCAUGACCUUCCUGUCUGCCAAAUCCAAGGUGGACACAGUACAUCAACAUCUGAAACACUACCAGGAAUCCCAGAGAUCGACUCAAGAUCUCACACACCUGUCUCCAGCCUCCCAUCAACCCCUCACGAUCACAGUGAAGCAGGAACCAUGUGCUCUCAGACCUCUCUGGAGACCUUGGUAGAGACAACAAGCUGAAAGACUUUCCCAUGUAAACUAGAUGGUGGUUUUACCAUCUCUUAUUUUGUAGGAGAUACACAUUUCCAUUUCUAUGUUAAUUUCAAACAUAUGAUCAAUUGCUUCAUAUUGAAGCUGCAUUUGUUUUAUUUUAAUAAUAGUUUCUUUGCAAAUCUAAUUGUUGUGAUUAGUAUGAUGCUUGCCUUCAUUUUGUCUAGAGG